This is a messenger RNA of Lampris incognitus (smalleye Pacific opah), 1925 nucleotides long. RefSeq names its product HIG1 hypoxia inducible domain family, member 1A (gene higd1a). Gene Ontology annotation, cellular component: mitochondrion. The record is from RefSeq and is a predicted model, not a curated record. The transcript has 4 exons. Bases 88 to 366 code for a protein of 92 amino acids. Gene Ontology annotation, biological process: mitochondrial respirasome assembly. NCBI's taxonomy places the organism in Eukaryota, Metazoa, Chordata, Actinopteri, Lampriformes, Lampridae.
CGGAGUUACAUCACAUCAGCCUGCUGUUCCCGUACGGAUCGUACCGGCGAAUUUACUCUUGAGGCAUUACCGCUCUAACAAGUCAAGAUGUCUGAUUACGGGGAAAAUGAGUCCAAGUUCAUGCGAAAGGCAAAGGAGAAUCCAUUUGUUCCCAUCGGAAUGGCUGGAUUUUUUGCCAUUGUUGGGUACAGACUUAUGAAAAUGAAGAAUCGUGGAGACACAAAAAUGUCAGUGCACCUGAUCCACAUGCGUGUUGCUGCCCAAGGCUUUGUGGUUGGGGCUAUGACUAUUGGUGUCCUCUAUUCAAUGUACAAAGAUUACAUUGCAAAACCGAAAGCAGACCAGAAAGCUUUGUCAAACAAGUGAAGAUGAUCUUUACUGUACUGAUAUUUUGUGUCCCUUGAUAUUACCUCAUACGAAGGUGUUCUAGAACGUUUAUUUUUUACAGAUGUGUCAUAAUUUUCGUAUGCACUCAUCCCCCCCAUAACAUACCUUAACUGUAAAUAGUUUUAAAUUAUUAAUGAUCGAGGAGUUAGCUCUGGUUGCAAGUCCAGUCCUCUGAUCUAUGCAAAUUCUGCUACUAUUUUAUUUUAGGCCUAAAUACGCUUUUUUUUUUUUUUUUACCAGAGGUUAAAUGCUAUCACUUCUGUAUUAGAAGGAGGCUUGAUAAUAAAGACUUUUUUAAGUAAUCACUUGCACACAGAUUAUCACUAUGUGCAUGUGAUGUAAUUAAUGAGAUAAAUGGUGAUUUGUGGGAUCUGUAUGGGGAAAAGGUGACAGAUGUGUACUAGUAGCCUCUUAUUUUGACAGAGGCAAGUGAAUAUCUGAAUUUUGAAAGGGGUGGCUGACAUUGGCCUACUGAUGUGUACUUUUUAUGAGAUGUGAUCAAUUUGAGGAAUGUAGGCCUUUGUGAUACGUGUGGGGAUAGGUGACUCCUUUAUGUGUUGGCUACACCUAAUUUUGAAUUGUCUGCAAAUUGAUAUCUAAAGACAAACAUUUGGAAACUAGAAAGAUUUUUGUUUUGUUGUACAAUACCACAGGCCGUGGUAAAGCCUGAAGCAACAAAAUGACGAGGUACAAUAUAAUUAGAAACAUCACAACCAUUGGCGGGUUGGUUUAGUAAUCCUUUAUUUUUUUUAUUCUCUUGGCAGAGUCACCACCCCACCCUCAAUGGUAUUAUUGUACUUCUUCCUUAUUUUACUUGUUGAUUUCCUUGUCUAGCUAGUUUAAGCCAAAACAAAAAUGCUUGUAAAUUAACCUAUUUUUUGAAAUGGCCAUUUAUAGUGCAUUUAACAGAAUUUUGUUGCAGUGUCUUAACAACUUUUGGCCUACAUUCUUGGCCUGAUUUAAAACUGUCUCAACAAAUUAAAAAAAAAACACAGCAGAGUAGAUUUUGACACUAUCUUGUUGUUAUUAUUAUUUGAUAGGGACAAUGCAAUUUAACAUAGGAUCCAAUACAGAGCACGAAACUGAUGUGCUGUACAGAGCUCACAGCUAUAACUAAUUUUCAACUCUUGCCCCAUUUUUAUAUUCUUGUUGAAUACAAAAAUAUCAGAUCCGCCAAUCAAAUGAGAAAAAGGGGAACUUGUCAUAAUUGUCGAUAAUAACAAAGCAGCAGCUUGAAGUGGAAUCACGAAUGGGUGAUUUUCCUUCAUUCCAUCAAAUUGUCAACUGUAUUGACAGCUCAGGGUCCAAUGUUUCAUUUUAAGGUUCCACAAUUCUUCUGGAGAUGUACGAGCAAAACCAAACUGAGCUACAGCUAUGGCAUGACAGAUUUACACAGGUGUCAUGUCAGAUAAGAUGUUUGUAUUUUGCUUGAUGCCUUGUUGUUUACCACUUUCCAAAUUUUGAAGUGUGCACUGAAUUUUAAAUAAAAAUUAUCGUGUUUUAUCUGAAAAGUCAAUAAAGAUGACCAUGCAAAUAUA